AUGGAAGCAUUUGCUCAAUUGGAUGGAGGUCUAGCACAAUUGGAACGCAGAAUAGACUACUUAGAAAAAACAAUUGCGAAUGUCGACCAACGUACAACUGCUUUACAGAUUAAAAUCCAAGAAAGAGCCUUAACAGGAUCUAUCGGAGCCAAACAAUAA
Molecule: messenger RNA, 159 nt
Organism: Trichomonas vaginalis G3
Lineage: Eukaryota; Parabasalia; Trichomonadida; Trichomonadidae
Exons: 1
Coding region: 1-159 (52 amino acids)
Source: RefSeq, a predicted model, not a curated record